GUCUAGCCUCACUGUAUGCCGCUACCUUCGCAGCUAUGUGAUUCAGAUACGGCUGUGACUCAGAAUGGGCCUGGAAAAAGUCUCUCUGGGGUUCCUGAGGCACUAACCCUCCCUAUCUACUGCCGAUACUUUCACCCAGUUUUAACUCCACAACCUCCGCACAUGAUUGAUCGAUUCGCCCCUCUCAGUUAAUUCCUUCUAGAAAUACAGCAACAGCUCACACUCCUCCAUCGCCGCUCUAGACACGUCUGUCCCCAUGGCAGAUAUCGAUCUCGGGGACGAGCGCGCCGAAGAGCUCAGCACCCUCCAGUCGAUCUAUCCGGAGCUCACGCUCCAUGCUAGCGACCCGUUCACCGCACAUAUCGACCUUCUCGUUGCUCCGAUCAGCACGCUGCCCGUGAUCUUCGAGCCCGACAGGGACGUACGACGUCUCGCAUAUCUGCCUCCUCUACAUGUCGAGAUCACCCUGCCCGCAGAGUACCCCGCCGCAGCCCCGCCGGCUGUCAAGCUGUCAACAACUCGCUCAUGGCUACCCACAGCUACACUAGAGGCACUCUCGAAGGAGGCGCGUUCCUUGUGGGCCGAAUAUGGAGGCGGGCCCGUACUCUACGCAUACGUCAGCUACCUACAAGAGGCGGCAGAGACGGCCUUUGGACUAUCGGAGCUCACGCUCGCGUCUGGGAUGAAAGCAGAUCUUCUGGCAUACAGCAAGCAAAUGAAACGCGAACUAUUUGACAAGGAGACUUUCGAUUGUGGCGUGUGCCUCGAGCCAAAGAAAGGAUCUGCAUGCUACCGCAUGGAGCGCUGCAACCACGUCUUCUGCGUGGCCUGUCUUCAGGACUACUACGCCAACUGCAUACAAGAAGGCGAUGUCGACAACGUCAAGUGUAUGUCGACAGAGUGCGGAACGAAAAAGGCCAAUCGGAAGAAAGACCGACUAUCGCCUAAGGAGCUAUUACAGAUACCAUUGGCUUUGGAGACGGUUCAGCGCUACGCAAAGAUAAAGCGGAAGAAGAAGAUUGAGGCGGACCCUACAAUAAUCUUUUGCCCCCGCUCCUGGUGCCAGGGAGCCAUGCGGACGAAGAAAUAUCCCAAGAUAACCGACGUGCGCGAAAUGGGCGAGUCAGAAUCCGAAGCGGAAGACCCUGUGGCACCCGAGGAGCGAAAAGAAGCCACUGCUGGACCCGAGAAGCGAAGAGUUGGAACCACAGGCAUGGAUCGCCUAGCCGUCUGCGAAGACUGCAACCUCGCCUUCUGCACAGUUUGUUUGGCGUCGUGGCACGGCGACUUCGUCCGAUGCGAACCACGCGACUCAUCCCAGUUGACAGAAGACGACCAGGCCUCUCUCAACUUUAUCAUGCGGAACACCUCGCCCUGUCCCACCUGCGAAGUACCUUGUCAGAAAUCGUACGGUUGCAACCACAUGACGUGCUUCCAGUGCAAGACGCAUUUCUGCUACCUUUGUAGUGCAUGGCUCAACCCCGAUCAACCUUACCAGCACUUCAACAAUAAGAGGAAUAAGGGUUGUUACCAGCGCUUGAUGGAUAUGGCUGAAGGGGAUGUGGCUCAAGCCGACGUCCGGUUUGGAGGUCGGCGUGGAGCCGAACAGGUUGCCGAGUUCUGGGAGCAGGAGGCGAUGAGGAUACAGAUGGAGCUGAAUGAGGAAGACAUCAGGACGGGCAGAUAACACCGAUGUGCCGGCUUGGUAUUACUAGGAAAUCGAUCAAAACAGUCUAAAUUUCGCAACCCAGCUCUCCCGCAAAUGCGUAGCUUCUCGGUCCGCUUACACAAUAUCACAUAUCGAAAGCCUCCGCCAAAAGACGCCGUUCUGGUCCAAGGGGUCGCGGUGCUCCAUUCGCAGCCCAUUCAAAUCCCGCCAUUGCAGAAGUGGCGGAUAACACAUCCCCCGAUGACCUUUUUGAGCCGUUAGUGCCAGCAUCGCGCCAUGCCUAGCAGCUGUACCUCC
Trematosphaeria pertusa is the source of this 1966-nucleotide messenger RNA. RefSeq names its product RWD-domain-containing protein. Bases 257 to 1687 code for a protein of 476 amino acids. Gene Ontology annotation, molecular function: zinc ion binding; ubiquitin conjugating enzyme binding; ubiquitin protein ligase activity. The record is from RefSeq and is a predicted model, not a curated record. NCBI's taxonomy places the organism in Eukaryota, Fungi, Ascomycota, Dothideomycetes, Pleosporales, Trematosphaeriaceae. Gene Ontology annotation, cellular component: cytoplasm; ubiquitin ligase complex. Gene Ontology annotation, biological process: positive regulation of proteasomal ubiquitin-dependent protein catabolic process; ubiquitin-dependent protein catabolic process; protein polyubiquitination. The transcript has a single exon.